Messenger RNA from Cololabis saira (Pacific saury), 5318 nucleotides. RefSeq names its product Ca2+-dependent activator protein for secretion b (gene cadpsb). Lineage: Eukaryota; Metazoa; Chordata; Actinopteri; Beloniformes; Belonidae. Gene Ontology annotation, biological process: dense core granule exocytosis; synaptic vesicle exocytosis; positive regulation of exocytosis. Gene Ontology annotation, cellular component: glutamatergic synapse. The transcript has 30 exons. The record is from RefSeq and is a predicted model, not a curated record. Bases 203 to 4192 code for a protein of 1329 amino acids.
GUGAAGCAGACAAAACCCCUUCCAGUACCACUCGCACUGCUGACAUCUCUCAGUGUAGGGAGUCAUAUCGGGGCCUUUUUUCUAUAUAGUUUAUAUAGAGAGUGUGGCUUAAUUAUCAUCUGGGGAUAUAGAAAAAAAAACAAAAAAAACUAAACAUUUAACAGGUUAGGAUAAUUGUAGGGACGAGACAACCCCAAGCAAGAUGUUAGAUCCGUCGUCCAGCGAGGAGGAAUCUGACGGGAUAGUGGAGGAGGAAAGCAAAGAGGCGAUGGCUCCCCAGGCCGGAUCCCGCAUCUCUCCCAGCAGGACGAGCGAGAGCUCCGGCGGUCUGGCGCCCAGCAGCAGCCGCAGCAGCGCCCGCCCCACCAGCCCCAGCCCGUCCGCCGCCAGCGAGGAGAAGGAGGACCUGGAGAAGCUGCACAGAGAGGAGGAGGACCGCAAAAAGAAGCUGCAGUUGUAUGUUUUUGUGAUGCGAUGCGUCGCUUAUCCAUUCAAUGCAAAGCAGCCCACAGAUAUGGCAAGGCGACAGCAAAAGAUAACCAAGCAGCAGCUUCAGCAGACCAAGGAUCGCUUCCAGGCCUUCCUCAAUGGAGACACACAAAUCGUAGCUGAUGAAGCAUUCAUCAACGCUGUGCAGAGUUACUCUGAGGUGUUUGUAAAGAGUGACCGUGUGGCCAAGAUGGUCCAGAGCGGCGGCUUCUCGACCAACGAUUUCAGGGAAGUGUUCAAGAGGCACAUCGAGAAGCGUGUGCGCAGCCUACCGGAAAUCGACGGUCUGAGCAAGGAGACGGUCCUGAGCUCCUGGAUGGCCAAGUUUGACACCAUCUACCGUGGCGACGAGGACCCGCGGAAGGCACAGCAACGCAUGACCGCCAGCGCGGCGUCUGAGCUGAUCCUCAGCAAGGACCAGCUGUACGAGAUGUUCCAGAAUAUCCUUGGCAUUAAGAAGUUUGAGCACCAGCUGCUAUAUCAAGCCUGUCAGUUGGACAACCUGGACGAACAGGCUGCACAGAUCAGAAGAGAACUGGAUGGUCGUCUUCAGAUGGCAGACCAAAUUGCCAGGGGUGGUAAGUUCCCAAAAUUUGUGUCUAAAGAGAUGGAGGCCAUGUACAUCGAGGAACUCAAGUCUUCAGUGAAUCAGCUGAUGGCCAAUCUGGAGAGCAUGCCCGUGUCCAAGGGUGGGGAGUUUAAACUGCAGAAGCUGAAACGUGGCCACAACACCUCCAUCAUUGACAUGGGCCAAGAAGAUGAGAACACACUGUCCAAAUCUGACGUGGUCCUGUCCUUCACUCUGGAGGUGGUGAUCAUGGAAGUGGUGGGGCUGAAGUCUCUGGCACCGAACAGGAUUGUUUACUGCACCAUGGAGGUGGAAGGCGGCGAGAAACUUCAGACCGACCAAGCAGAGGCAUCCAAGCCGACUUGGGGGACCCAAGGGGACUUCACCACCACGCACCCUCUGCCCGGCGUCAAGGUGAAGCUGUUUACGGAGAGUACAGGCGUGCUGGCGCUGGAGGACAAAGAACUGGGCAGGGUUGUUCUCCACCCAACGCCUAAUAGCCCCAAAGCGUCAGAGCUUCACAAGAUGACUGUGACCAAGGCUUGUCCUGACCAAGAUCUCAAGAUCAAACUGGCCAUAAGAAUGGAUAAACCACAGAACAUGAAGCACUGCGGGUAUCUGUGGGCCUUUGGGAAGAAUGUCUGGAAGCGCUGGAAGAAGCGUUUCUUUGUCCUUGUGCAGGUGAGUCAGUAUACAUUUGCAAUGUGCAGCUACAGAGAAAAAAAAUCAGAACCGCAAGAGCUUCUGCAACUGGACGGGUAUACUGUGGACUACUGUGACCCCCAACCAGGCUUGGAUGGUGGCAGGGCUUUCUUCAAUGCGGUGAAGGAAGGUGACACUGUGAUCUUUGCCAGCGAUGAUGAGCAGGACCGCAUCCUGUGGGUCCAGGCCAUGUAUCGCGCCACCGGCCAGUCCCACAAGCCUGUCCCGCCCACUCAGGUCCAGAAACUAAACUCCAAAGGUGGUGCUUCAGCCCAAAUGGAUGCCCCCAUAUCUCAGUUCUACGCUGACAGAGCUCAGAAACACGGCAUGGAUGAGUUUAUCUCCGCUAAUCCCUGUAGCUUUGACCACGCCUCACUUUUUGAGAUGGUGCAGAGGCUCACGUUGGACCACAGGCUCAAUGACACCUUCUGCUCUUUGGGAUGGUUCAGUCCAGGCCAGGUGUUUGUCUUGGAUGAGUACUGUGCGAGGAAUGGAGUUCGAGGUUGUCACAGACAUCUGGGUUACCUGCGCGAUCUACUGGAAAGGGCAGAAAAUGGGGCUAUCAUUGACCCCACUCUUCUUCACUACAGCUUCGCUUUUUGUGCCUCCCAUGUCCAUGGGAACAGGCCAGAUGGGCUGAGCACGGUGAUUGUUGAUGAGAAGGAGCGCUUUGAAGACAUCAAGGAGCGGUUGCGUGUGAUUUUGGAGAACCAGAUUGUAAAUUUCAGAUAUUUUUUCCCCUUCGGUCGUCCUGAGGGUGCUCUGAAGGCCACUUUGUCCCUGCUGGAGAGGGUCCUGAUGAAGGACAUCGUCACCCCAGUUCCACCAGAGGAGGUUAAAGGAGUCAUCCGCAAAUGUUUGGAGCAGGCCGCGCAACUCAACUACGAGCGGCUUAAAGAAUUUGCUAAAAUUGAAGUUGAGAAAGGUCAGAAGGAUCAGAAGGAUCCAGAGAACGUAGGCCAGUUAGUCACGCCUGCCAAAAAGCUGGAGGAAACAAUUCGCCUGGCGGAGUUAGUCAUAGAGGUCCUCCAGCAGAACCAGGAACACCACGCGGAGGCGGCAGUCACAAGUUCUGGAGAUCAAUCGGCGUUUGCAUGGUGGACAGACCUCAUGGUUGAGCAUGCAGAAAACUUCCUGGCCCUCUAUGCCAUUGACAUGGAUGCAGCUCUGGAGAUCCAGUCUCCUGAAAGUUGGGACAGCUUCCCUCUUUUCCAGCUACUCAACGACUUCCUCCGAUCAGACUAUCAUCUGUGCAAUGGAAAGUUCCACAAACACCUUCAGGAUCUGUAUGCUCCUCUUGUGGUUAGAUAUGUGGAUCUGAUGGAGACUUCAAUCGCUCAGUCGAUUCACAAGGGCUUCGAUAGAGAGUCCUGGGAACCUGUGAAGAGUUUAACAAGUAAUCUGCCCAAUGUGAAUCUACCAAAUGUGAACCUCCAAAUUCCCAAAAUACCAAAUCUGCCAGUGCCAGUAGCAGGACUACCAGUUAACCUUCCACAAAUGCCUAGCUUUUCUACCCCGUCAUGGAUGGCUGCUAUAUAUGACUCUGAUAACGGCUCCGGGACGUCGGAGGACCUCUUCUGGAAGCUGGACGCCCUUCAGACUUUCAUCAGAGACCUGCACUGGCCCGAAGACGAGUUUGCCAAACACCUCGAGAGUCGCAUGAAACUCAUGUCGAGCAACAUGAUUGAGAACUGCGUCAAGCGCACUCGGAUGGCGUUCGAGUCCAAGCUGGUAAAGAGCAGCAAGUCCACAGAUUUCCGUGUGUCUCCAUCAUUAUGCACUAUGUUCAACGUGAUGGUGGAUGCCAAGGACCAGUCAGCAAAAUUGUGUGCCAUGGAGUUGGGCCAAGAGAAACAACUUCACACCAAAAUCGAUGAACUGAUUGAGGAGAGUGUGAAGGACAUGAUCCAGCUCCUGGUUGCAAAGUUUGUUGCCAUUCUGGAAGGAGUGUUGGCUAAGAUUUCCAGAUACGAUGAAGGGACUCUCUUCUCCUCUUUCCUCUCAUUCACGGUGAAGGCUGCCUCAAAAUAUGUGGAUGUACCUAAACCUGGAAUGGAUGUAGCCGACGGCUAUGUGACCUUUAUGCGCCACUCUCAGGACAUGCUUCGUGAUAAGGUCAAUGAGGAGGUGUAUAUAGAAAGGUUAUUUGAUCAAUGGUACACUGCCACCAUGAACCUGCUGGGGACCUGGCUCACUGAACGCAUGGAUCAGCAGCUCCACGUCUACCAGCUCAAGAUCCUCAUCAGGAUCACAAAGAAAAAGUACAGAGAUUUCCGCCUGCAGGGUGUCCUUGACUCCACCCUGAACACUAAGAUGUACGAUACGGUGCGCAACAGGCUGACUUUGGAGGAGGCCACUGCUUCGGUGAGGGAAGGAGGCAUGGCGGGCAUUUCCAUGAAGGACAGCGACGAGGAGGAUGAAGAGGACGACUAGAGCCUGUGCAGCAAUCAUCAAAACCCCUCCUCCCCCUCACCCCGACCCCCUUUCACACUUUUGACUUUAGCCUGGUUACCGAUGCAUGUACCAACUCAGAUAGCCACUCUAGGACCUCUUUGUCAGCUCGAAAUGCCUAUGAAGGAACUAUUAACUAUAAAAUAGAAGUUAUACAGAAGAAAAAUAAAAAUAAAAAAAAGUCAAAAAUAACCAUGAUUGGCAGUUUAGCUGUGUCAUGAUGAAGAUAGCACCUAUCUUUGAUCUUCAUGCAUUUCUAAAUUCAUUUCUAUGUGUUACUAAGCAAUAUGGAGAACCAUUUGUUUGACAAUGUUGAGUGAGAUUAAUAGGUGUGUCCCUGUCCAAUGCAAACCUAUAUGGCGCUUCUUUGUCGUAUUCUACAUUCAUUAAUGGUACGUUGUCGUGAUGAUGAGUGUGUGGACCCUUUUCUUUGUCUUGUCUGUUUUUAAGUGAAUGCCAACUGCUUCUAAAUGAAAAUAAAACCUCUGUAUUUGUUUACGGCUGUUACAGAUAAACUGUUGUCUACUCACUGUUAUCAACACCGGCAGUAAGUCUAGACCUGCAUUUUUAUCAUGUGUCAAUGCUAUGUGAUCUCAUCUCAAUUAGACACGGUUCAACAGAAAUCUUGAACUUCAGCGAGACUUCAGUGAGAGGGUAUUCAGGAGAUGCAAUAUUCUCAUAGCUCCAUUUUGAUAACUUGGAAGAUUCUAUUUUUGUUUCAGCAUUUUAAAAAAAAAGAAGAAAAAAAAACCUUGAAACAGGUUCUAUUUUAAUUGAGUUGCACUUUUACAGAGAAAAGAGCAAAAAUAUUUUUUUUUAUUAAAGAAAAAAGUUGGUCCGUCUUUGUUCUGUAACUGUGUAGAAUGAGAUGUGUGGCAUUUGUUUGGGUCUCACUGUUGUUUUGUAUAUAUGAUAUAAAUAUAUAUAAAUAUAAAAUGCUGUACAUUGCAUUCUGAGCCAUCGCUGCAUGCCUGUGGGUUCCCACCCUCCCCAAACGCUUUCUGUUUUCUGUGUGAAUUAGCUGGUGGAUUCAUUCUUGCUUUUUGCCUUAUGAAAGCCAACAGUUGUAAUAUGCAAGAGCUGUGGCCUCCAAAUAAAAAUUAUUGUA